AUGGCCAAUCCGACGUUAUCUUGGGAGCGGGUUGGCAAGCGGUUUUACCGCACUUUUGAAGGCUACCAUAUGCAAUGGGCAGUGCACGUUGCUGAAUCUCACCUCGCAGUAGCUCCGUGUGGAGGCGCCAUAGCAGUUUGGGAUCGCACAGACGUCAUUAGAGCUGGCGUGGCCCGACGGGCUCAGAUAGCUAUUUACAGUGGUAGUGGGCGCCUGUUGGCAACAAUGCCGUGGGAUCUAGGCCAAAUCACUGGUGCAUCCUGGUCUGUGAAUGACGAGCUCAUGGUUCUCGCGCAAUCAGGCGUGGCAAGAAAGUAUACCGACUUUGCUGGUAACUUUGUUCAACUGAGACUGCCAGAACCUGUCACACACGUUCAAUGGCUUCCUGAUGGAUUCGUUGCACAGAGCGAAGAAAAAUGGACUCUUGUUACAGACUUUUCCUCGGCAUCUUUUCUGCAAAUUGACCUCCCUACUCAGGUUCUCGAUUGGGUAGCCGUUCCCGCAGACCCCAGUUCGGGGCGUGACCAUGCCGUUAUUGCUACUGCUGAAUCCGCCAUUCUGUACACAUUUGAACAAAAACAGCAUCCAUUAUCAAUUGAGCCAUUGCUCUCUCUUAAAUUGUCUCCGGACAACAUGUGGUUAAUGGGGCAGAGGGACGGCCAAAUUUACAUUUAUGGUACAGAUACGUUCCAUGAAGAAUACAGGUUUGAUGCUUUCCAUAAUCCAGCGACCUGGGUUGGUGUUGCGGCGGUAGCUGCGCUUGAAGAAGAGGACUCGCUGUCAGUUUUGGAUCUCAACUCUCAGGAACGGCUGACGCUCGAAUUUGAGAAUGCGGUAUCGAUUUAUUCAGAAGUUGAUGGUCUGCGAGUGUUUUCAGAUUACAGCCAUGACUUUUUCGCCCCUGUUCCAGACGUUGUAACGGAAACUUUCAGGCUCGGUAGUCGUGCGCCUUCUGCCAUUCUACUGAACUGUAUCGAUCUUCUUGAGAAAAAAUCCCCACAAGCAAACGAAAACUUGAGCGUCAUUGGUAUUAGUGCAUUGCCUGGUGCUGUUGACGCUUGUUGUGUGGCAGCUGCCGCGGAGCUAGAUCCGAGAUGGCAAAAAAAGCUAUUGCGGGCGGCUUCUUUCGGGAAAUCGGCACUCAAUCUUUAUGAUUCUACUCUCUAUUUAGAUGUCAUGGAGAAGUUGAGGAUCGCCAACACUUUGCGAUCUGAGAAAGUUGGUAUGCUUGUCACUGUACACCAAAUGGAUAUGUUAGGCCCCGCAAAAGUCCUACGGCGUUUGCAAGCUUUGCAGUGCUAUGGUGAGGCUAUCGCUGUUGCUCGAGUUCUCAAGUGUCCGGUCGAAACCGUGUAUAUUGCGUGGGCCUGCCAUCAGAUUCAGAGUAACGUUGACUUGGAAGAUGCCGAACUAGAACAGCUGCUGGCGGCUACUCUAGACAAUGUUUUGGGUAUCUCGUACGUUGAGAUUGCUCAGAAUGCAUUUGACGAAGGUCGUCCCAAGCUCGCCCGUACGUUGAUUGAUCGAGAGCCUCAGGCUCAGAGAAGAGUUAAGAUCCUGUUACGUCUUCAUGAACACGAAAGAGCACUGCAAGUUUCGGUUGACUCAGGUAAUGUCGAUCUUUUGUUCUAUACCGUUCUCUCCCUUGCAUCGAAUGCUGAAGUAUCGUUGCCUCAAUUCUAUCGCUUGCUGGGAGAUAAGCGGACAGCCAUUGAAGCCUAUAAGCGGCUUUGUACCUUACAACCCAAUGCUAAAGAAACGGUUCACAAAUUCUUGUACCAGAUGGAUUUGGUCGUCGAUGACAUUAACCUAUCUUUUACAGAGGCCUGCGUAGAGCCUGAAAUUGAGCCAAAGCAUAUGCAGCUUGUCACAGUUCAGAAACGGUUCGCAGAACUCAAACAGACGCACUUCGAGAGCCAGGCAACAGCAGAAUUUGUGGCACUAUUGGCUCUCCAAAAGCAGUUGGAAUCCGAAUUCGAGAUGCCAUUUGCUAAUCUAUCCGCUUCUGAUACCGUCGUGGCCCUUCUCAAUAUUUCCCAAACAAACCGAGCUCAAAAAGUCGCCAACAAGUUCCAUAUCAGUGACAAACAGUUUUGGUGGCUGCGGCUUCGUAGCCUUGUAUCUCGCCGUGAAUGGACGGACCUGCUUGAGUUUGCAAAGUCAAAAAAGUCCCCUAUUGGAUACCUGCCGUUCUAUGAACAGACCCUGCAGGCAGGAAACCUCGAGGCUGCAGGAGCUUAUGUUGAUAUGUGCACAAACGUCGACUACAAAGAACGUGUCCAGAUGUAUCUCAAAACAAAUCAGCGUGAUAAAGCCAUUGAGCUUGCUCGAAAACUAAAAGAUGAGAGUCUGGUUCCAGGUCUUUGA
Messenger RNA from Wickerhamiella sorbophila, 2367 nucleotides. RefSeq names its product putative vacuolar protein sorting-associated protein 16. Gene Ontology annotation, molecular function: actin binding. The transcript has a single exon. NCBI's taxonomy places the organism in Eukaryota, Fungi, Ascomycota, Dipodascomycetes, Dipodascales, Trichomonascaceae. The record is from RefSeq and is a predicted model, not a curated record. The coding region runs from base 1 to 2367 and encodes 788 amino acids. Gene Ontology annotation, biological process: endosomal transport; intracellular protein transport; vacuole fusion, non-autophagic. Gene Ontology annotation, cellular component: endosome; cytoplasm; HOPS complex.